GGUACAUACCUGUAUUCUGGAGGCAUCAAUAUGGGUCAGCUGAACGAAACUGAUCAAGAGGAAAUGAAAAAAUACCUCGAAGAAUUAGACAAGUUUGAGGAUGCUCAACGUUCACUCUUCGUUGAAGACUAUCACUUUGGAGACGAACCAAACCAAGAGCAUGUGCCACCAAAACACUUAAGACCGUCGUUCUGCAAUAUCACUCACGUUUAUAUUGAUGGAUGUGAAGUGGUGCAAGGUAAAGUCUACAUCGAGCAGCUGUUCGUUCGCGAUCUUACGUCGGAAGAGCUGGAAGCAAUGGAAGUCUUUAUGCGCCAAGCAAAAGCCUAUUACAUGUAUCGCAAACGACUAUAUAGCGAAAAGGAUAGAUUCGAAGGAGACGACGGCGAGUCAAGUGAAAGCAUUUCGAAAGUGCCAAGACCGAAGAAUCCGAAAGUCUGCUUCAAUCUCUGA
This is a messenger RNA of Anisakis simplex (herring worm), 453 nucleotides long. NCBI's taxonomy places the organism in Eukaryota, Metazoa, Nematoda, Chromadorea, Rhabditida, Anisakidae. The record is from the annotation of a GenBank genome assembly.